CUGUGAAAAUGGAGUUUUGUGGCUUUACAUUUUUUUAUAACAGGGUCCAUUUUAUUUUCCCAACCAAAGUAAACGGGUAUUACAGAAUCAUGUAAAACCUUUCAAGAGGGAGGAAAUCCGAUUUUAUGUGAAACAUUUGAAAGCAGCAGAAUUUUUUUGGGAGGAGGGAGGCUACAGAAACAAUGUUGCCUCAAAGAUAACGUCGUAGCAACUGGACAAAUCGCAGCUUUACAUCAUUAUUGUGCUAAAUGGGUGUUUGCCAGGGACACAUGAGGUGUCAGCAUGCCUUAUACCAGAGGCAUGAUGCUGGAAGUUGACAGGACCUUGGACAAAAAAACAGUCUGCUGCAUCAUGACAGCUCCUCCAAGUUGACAGGUGUCUCCCACCCAAUGGAAGCCAAGCACUGCAGCAGGCGAUGGAGGACACAGAUCCCACAGUUUAUACACACCAGAAGCCCACCCCAGUCUACCAAAGACACAGAAAGAGAGAGCAUGGAGAAAGAAAGGGAAAGAGGAGGUCCACGAAAAAGUGUUACCAUGGCACCCACCUCCAGGUAUUUAACUGACCGGCAGUAUGUCAUGAGGAAACCUUUGUUCUCUGUGGAACAGCAGACGUCUAUCUUGAAGAAGACACACCCACAGGAGCACCCUGAGAAGGACAAACACUGGACAGGUUGCAGGACAGAAAGAUAUCAGCAGCAGGCUAAUAUGGACUUCCUGACCAGACCAAGAGAAGAGGUGACCUCAGACAGCCUUGGCCUCUCUCAGGGUAACGCCUCACCUCCUUCAACCUGCAGAGAAGACCUCAGUUCAUCCCUGGGUGUCUCAGAUCUUAUGGGCAGGCUGUCCCAUGAAGAACCCACCUUUGGAUCACCCUACCUAGGUAGCAUAGUGGCUCGACACAGCCUCUCCAGCCCAUCCCUGGAGGUCCAUACCCUAACCUCGCCUCUCAGGCCUCGACUGGCUUCGACUCUCCUGUCUCCUACUUACACUCCCCGCUCACGUUACUCCAGGUCUCAGCGAACAGAGGUCAGGUUAGGUGGCAAGGGAGGAAGAGCAGGAGAAGUGGAGAGAGACCUAACUAUGUGCUCUUCCAUAGGUUACUUAAAGAGACGGUUUUCACCCGCUCUCCACACCAUGUCCCCCAAUCAGGCUAACUACUGGGCCUGCGCCAUCCCUGAGUCUUUGCCCCCAUCCCCAAACAGGAGUUCUCCAAGCUGGGACCCAGACAGAGAGUACCAGGCCCUCUUGGACUACACAUACCCUCUGAGGGCAGGAAGGGUUGUCAGUGAGUGGGAUGGGUCUGAACUGCAGGAUCAAUCUAACCUCCAAACAGAUCCAGGCUUCCAGGACUCAGGAAUUGAACUUGACCACCUUUGCAACUCCACCAGCCUAUCAGGUUUGGACUUUCCCCUGAGCGGCACAGGACAGAUCAGAGAAAAGGCAACUCUUAGUGCAGGUCAUAGGUUGUGUGACCUCCGUGGGCUCUCGAAAUCCUCAGAUGGCCUGGCUUUGGGUAGCUCACUCUCCUUAACUGAUCCUAUUGGUUUGUCCUUGGAAAGUCUGGACAGCAAUAAGGAUAGAGGUGGAAUGAAGGGCACUCGUAAUGAAGGUGAUUGUCACUACCAUCAUCACCAUGCAUCACAGUCCUCCUCCUCCACUGCCUUUAUCCGCUCCACCAGACUUCUUCCCCGGCCUGGAGGUGUCGGUGGUGUGGAGUGGGAUGAGGAGUUCCGUCCGCUCCCGGACCAGCUGGAAGAGCUGCAGGUUCUAUCCAGGCAGGUAAGGGAAGUGACAGCCCAACUGAGCCAGCCUGUCACAGCCAGCUGGGAGUCUCUGGAGCCAGGCACCACCUCCAUCCUCUCUUCCAUCACCCUGCCUGAGAAACAGGAUGCUGAAGAAGUGGAAGAGCAAGUCAGAGAACAGGAGGGUGAUGGUCAAGAAACAGAUGAAGGAAAAGAAAAUGUGGAAGGAUGUGUGCCGGAGACAUCUCAGUACCACAGUAAAUCACUUCAUCAUGGUGAUUCCUCUGAGGCUGAGAGGAAGGGUCCUAGAGCCUGGAUGGAGUCUGUCAGUGGAGGACUGAGUCGCUCCAGUCUCAGGGAGGUGGAGGCUUUGGUGGAGCAGCUGAGUGGCCUGACCCUGCCCGACAUGCAGAGGAGGAGCCAGGAAGAUCAGGAGCAAUCUGAAUCCCUCAUGCAGCACAUCCAGAUGUUCUGUUCAAACCUGGAGCAGCUCAUCCGGUGGCUUUAUGCUGUUUCGGAUAGGAUUGAAGGGCUGGCUCCACCCACUGUGGACAUUGAGAGUGUUAAGGCGUCGCUAGCUGAAUAUCAGAGUUUUCAGAGGGAAGUGAGUGACCAUCAGCCCCUGACCACUUCUGUUCUGCAGACCGGAGAGCUUCUCCUCGCCUGCAUCAACAGCACAUCUCCAGUUUUAAGAGACACGCUGCUUCUGAUUGAGAGGCAGUCUAGAGCACUGGAGACGCACACCGAACACCUCUUCUCCUCCAUCCUGUCUGCUAUGGACAGCCUGACCCAACCCAGCCAACCCAAUAAAGUGAAGGAACCCAGGGCUGGGGGCCAAGGGACCAUGGGGGUCCAAGGGUCCACUCUGUGAACACUUCCUUUUCAUUACACCUGUAUGAAAAAGCCAGUGUACAAGGAAUGCAUUUUUUAAUUAUUUAUUUGUUUUAUUGCUGACUUCCAAAAGCUUGCUUUUUUGGGUACAAAGUUUAUAUGUACACAACUUCAUAACUGACUUUUUAUUCUCUCUUCUAUUCCUUUUAUCACUAGCCGUUAAGUUUGGCACAAGUUUUUAACUUUGUUAUGGAGAGAAAAGACCACCAAAAAAUGUCAAAAAUCUUACGAAAGUUAUGUCAGGGAACAGUUAGAUCCACUUUUCUUUCGUAGCUGAUGUUGGUGAUAUUUCCACUACAACUUUUAUUUUAUUAUACUGACUAAAUAUGAAAAUGUUGUCAGUAAGCCAUUGCCUCACUUUGUCAGUAGAAUGAAGUGGAUAUAAGAUGGUUUGGAAGUUUUUGAGCCAAUUGAUAUUCGAUGCAGUGAAUUUGGCAAAUCAAUGUCCCUGAUGAGGUAUUUUUGUUUCCUGUCAUCCUUUACAUAUUUUUCAUGAAGCUUUAA
Messenger RNA from Myripristis murdjan (pinecone soldierfish), 3139 nucleotides. RefSeq names its product centrosomal protein 68 (gene cep68). The record is from RefSeq and is a predicted model, not a curated record. The transcript has 9 exons. Bases 390 to 2615 code for a protein of 741 amino acids. NCBI's taxonomy places the organism in Eukaryota, Metazoa, Chordata, Actinopteri, Holocentriformes, Holocentridae.